AUCGGGGCUACGCAACCGACCGCGUGACGUGUUUCCGGUUAGAAAUGUAGGCUGGCUCAUUUACCAUAGUAACAGACAGCGCCGUGGAGUUUUUCCAACAAACAACAGCAAACAGGCAUGACAAGUGCAAGGGAAGUUUCGUCUCUUCAAGGUGAAUCCACCUUCACUGACCGUCAAAGGUCUCUGUCAUCAGAGGUCCCUGUGGAGUGUUUGGACUACGCAUACAUUGAAAAGUGCAAUGAUGUGAAAUACCUGGAGAAGAUUCUAAGGGUGCUGAGGUCUGGUGAUGAGGGCUUUUACCCUCAUCUGAUCCAGUUCUGUGAGGAUCAUCUGGAGAAACUGGACCCGAAGAACCGAGCACUGAGGAAGGCAACUCCUGUCGCAACAGCGUCCAGUCUUUCCAAAGAUGAAUGGAGCCAAAUUGUUGAUGAACUAACAACAUGGCAGGAGGAAACCAAACAUGCUGAAACUUUGCUGAAACAGCAGCCUCCAUGUGAUGAUGUAAUGAAGGAAAUACCAUCGAUAAGAAAUUCUAACUGUUCCAUUUCACUUAACAAGAACUCAAAUACUGCGGAAAGGAGAAAGUCUUCCAAACGUGUCAUACCACGUGAUUAUCGAGAAUGGGACAAGUUUGAUGUAGAAAAUGAAUGUAAGAGGAUUGAUGGGAAUAUGAACCACAGUCAGCCGGCAGCAAGUAAAAUCAAAGGAAUCUCUCAGAUCAAGACAGAAGUGGAUACUUCAUUGCUAACCCAACAGGAGAAACUUGUGAUGGCAAACAGAGAGAAGGACAAAGGCAAUGAAGCCUUUAGAGCCAACGAUUAUGAAGAGGCGAUCUCCUACUAUUCCAGGAGUUUGUCUAUUAUACCAACUGUGGCUGCGUACAACAACAGAGCCCAGGCAGCCAUCAAACUUAACCAGUGGCAGAAUGCAAUGACAGACUGUCACAGUGUUCUUCAGCUGGAACCAGGAAAUGUGAAAGCCCUGCUGCGACGAGCCACUAUACACAAGCACAUGGGUCAAGUCCAGCAGGCAGCUAAAGGCCUGCGGGAGGUUCUGAAGAUGGAACCACAUAAUGUUUCAGCCACAGAACUUCUAUCUGAAAUUGAGAAAGAAUGUCAACCGGAGCAGCAAAAACAAGGCAAAAAAAUCAUCAUUCAAGAAGUAGAGGAAGAGAAAGAUGAAAACACGGAGAAAAAAACUGAAGCCUUUCUGGUUGAACCCAGCCAGCCUGUGGGAGGGGAGGAGAGAUCAGCUGCUCCUGCGGAAAGGGGGAACAUGGGGAAUGCUCAGAAGAAGCCCAAUGGCAAAGGGGACCUGGGACAACACAAUGAUUCAAGCAGCUCUCACACAAAACACCCGUGGAGUAAAGGAGCGAACGCAGACAAAUACAAAGUCUCCACUCAGGAGUCCAAGGAAAAGGUGGCCAAUGGAACAAACCAGAGGGGCUCGACUGCUUCAGCCCACGCUGAUCAGGGCAGCAGUGGCAAUCAGACUCAAGCUGGAGGAACUGUCAACCUUGAUGCUCCAUGUGGAGCUCUCCCUCCACCGCUGGCCCGGCUAAAGAAUGAAGGAAACCUGCUGUUUAAAAAUGGACAGUUUUCCGAUGCACUGGAGAAAUACUCACAAGCCAUUCAGGGAUAUAACGACUCAGGGAUUGACAGUCCAGACGACCUCUGUGUACUGUAUUCCAACAGGGCAGCGUGCUACCUGAAAGAUGGUAACAGUCAAGAAUGUAUCCAAGACUGCACGAAAGCUCUGGAGCUGCAGCCUUUCUCUCUAAAGCCCCUCCUACGCCGUGCCAUGGCUUAUGAUUCCCUGGAGCGUUACCAAAAGGCCUACGUGGAUUACAAAACCGUCCUGCAGAUAGAUGCCAGUGUGCAGGCAGCACAUGACAGCGUCAACAGGAUCACUCGAGUACUCAUUGAUCAGGAUGGUACAGAGUGGCGAGAGAAACUUCCGGAGAUUCCCCUGGUGCCUCUGUCAGCUCAGCAGCACCGCAGAGAGGAGCCACCAAGCGCAGAUGUUCUACAAGCCAGAGCAGAGAAAGCAGCCAGAGAUGCAGAAAGAAAAGCAGAAGUUCGUUUUGCAGCACUGAAGCAGGAAGGAAAUGAUUUUGUGAAGAAGAGCCAAUACCAGGACGCAGUGGGAAAGUACAGUGAAUGCCUUAAACUAAAGCCAGAGGAUUGUGCUAUCUACACCAACAGAGCCCUGUGCUACUUGAAGCUGGACAUGUUCAACAAGGCCAAGCAGGACUGUGAUGCAGCCCUGAAACUGGAACCAACCAAUAAGAAAGCCUUCUAUAGACGAGCUCUGGCCAAUAAAGGUCUUAAGGAUUACCUGGCAUCCAGCUCUGACCUGCAGGAGGUGCUGCAGCUGGACCCCAACGUGCAGGAAGCUGAGAAGGAGCUGGAGGAGGUGACAGUGCUGCUCAGACAGAGUCUGGCCAACAACUCUCAAGGGAAACCCAGGAAGACUGUCCCCAUCACAGAGGUUGAUGAUGAUGAUGAAGAAAUACCAGCAGUUCCUGACUCAGCAGACACCUACAGAAGUGAGGAGAUCACCAUCAACCUCCAUCCUUCAAACAGCUACGAGUUUGGUCAAUCUCUGAACGCAGCUCACUCUGGUGGAAGCACAGCGGUCUGUGCUGACCUCCUGACCUUCACGGCUCCAGAGAAUCUUCCACAGUACCUGAGCACCCAGCUGGAUGGACUGACCCUCAGCUUCAUUGUGAAGGUCCUGGACACCCACCUUCUGAAGAAAAAACCUGACCUGGUCUACCAACAUCUCAACCAUCUACAUAAGGCUGAUAGGUUCUCGAUUUCAAUGAUGCUGCUAGACAAGGAUGGCCGUCAACACAUCAGUCAUCUGUUUGAACAUCUGUUGAACACAGAGAGUACACAGUUCACACAGAGCGAUGUCCAGAACCUGGCCAACAAAUACAUCUGACUCUCCUGCCCUCCUUCUUGUGGUGUGAGCUGCUGCACCAUGACAACCAUGAUUCUAUGCAAGAACACUGCUCAGUGACUGUAUUAACUAAAGCAGGGAGCUGUAGAAUGUGUCCCACAGCAAUACAACCUCCGAGUGGAGGUGGGUCACAUUCAGUCUACUGAUAUGUACUAUAAAUGAUUGGUGUGUGUAAAGGACAGGAGUAAGAUGUUAUUCUUUAUGGAACAUUUUGCUAUGCAGAUUUACUUUUGUAUUGCCACUAAUGACAUACAACAACUAGACAAACAGAACAUUAAGGACUUUUUACUGCUGUGUACUGAUAAGCAGGAGCAAAGUGUACAGAGUUGCGCAAGACUACAAAGUGUAGUUUGCUCAGGUUCUCAUAGCUUUGCUCAGAUUCUUAUCAGGACUCUUUUCAAACCCCACCACCUCAAAAACAUCAGAACAAACAGCUGCUCAUCGAUUCAACAAAACUAAAUCUAAGCACUAAGAAAAUGUAACCUGCAUGACAUAUUUUUUAAAACUAUUUAAAAUGCAAACAUUAUUAGUGGGAAACACUGUUGCAGGAAAUACAGUUUGUAUCCCUGUGUCUUGGUUGCUUUUGUAUAUUUUGAUUUAUGUCAGUUGAUAAUGUACAGUAUUUUUAAAAAAUAAGUUUAAGCCAAUUAACACUGUUAGGACAGACAUCUGCACAGCGAGUGUUCACAGUGGUGAGAUGCAGCAUCUUGAUGGGAUGCGUGCCUUGGCUGCUUACAAUCUUGACCAAUGUGCAGAUUCACACAUUCAGUAGAUUUGAUGGAUUUUUAAACUUUUGUUCACAAGGCACUAGCACAUGAAUGUUGAGAAUGUUCUUCAUAUAAUAGACAAAAAUUACAAGGGUGUGACUAAUUCAAAUAACUUAUACUAUAUAAUAAUACUAAAUAAUAAUAAUAAUAUAUAAUGUCUAAUAAUAAUUACAUAAUUAUACUAAAACUCAAUACUCACAAUUAUCUCUGUAUUUCUAUAUUUGAUAGGUUUUCCUAGGCUAAGACAUUGGUGCUGGGAAAGGAGCUUUUGAUACAUGUGAAAAAAAUGUGAUCAUUUCUUGGUGCACAUAAUCUCACUCACCCUUGCUUUUCUUCUUGGUGUUGUAAUAUCACCUUGUGUUGAAUUGCUGCAAGUGGAAGUGUUUUCUUUCUAUGCAGAAACAUCCUGACCACCUGUCCAAAACCAGAAGAAAAUAUAAGCAGAGGACAAUGACAAUGAACCCAUGAUUAAAACGAUUGAGGGGAUUAUAUCCAUUUUAAUGUAAACUGCAGCUCUAAAGAAAUUAGCUUUAUUUUUUACUUAAUCCCCUAAAUUAUUUUCAGGGUCUGGAGCCAGAAGUCAUAAAUAACCAUGUAAACCAGAAUAGUCUAUAUUUAAAUAUUUAAAUAAUUAAAAUAACAGUAAGAAUAAGGGCAAGAUCAAAAAUAUUGAUUUUAUUUAUCUACAUCUGUGUCAUUUUUUUGUCCCUCAUUCAAACAAAAUCUGAAGAUUUUUCUGCUCUUGAUUUAACAGUUAAACUCAGUUUAGAUAUUGACAGCAAGUUUUUGUUGGGCAACAGGCAAUAAUUACACAUUCCAGAAUCACAUCCUGGUGGUUUGAAAUUAUAUUUUGGUAGCUUUAUAAAAAUGUGUAUGUUGAAAGUCAGGUGCUCGAUAAACCUGAAAUGUUAAGGUUUUUUAUGUUUAAAAAAAAAAGUAAUUUUAACAUAUCAUUAAAGUUGGAAUCCCA
Messenger RNA from Cynoglossus semilaevis (tongue sole), 4701 nucleotides. RefSeq names its product sperm-associated antigen 1. The transcript has 19 exons. Lineage: Eukaryota; Metazoa; Chordata; Actinopteri; Pleuronectiformes; Cynoglossidae. Gene Ontology annotation, cellular component: cytosol. Gene Ontology annotation, molecular function: protein binding. The coding region runs from base 118 to 2946 and encodes 942 amino acids. The record is from RefSeq and is a predicted model, not a curated record.